AUGGCUUCUGGGCUGUGUGAGGGAUGUGCCCGCAUGCUCGCAGCCUUCACGGUUCAUCUGAGGAAAGUAAGCGCAGAGUUCGAGCAAAAAAUAAAAGACUUUGUCAGAGAGCUAAGCCGAUGUCCCUGUUUGAGGACGACUACUUCGAAGGGUUUCAAGAGGAGGAAGGAGAGAAAAACCUCACAUGAGUUGUCCUUAUUGCACCACUUGUACACGGAUCACAAAACCCCCAUGCUCAGUCAAGAAUGUCUGCAGGAGCUGAAAACCCUUGCAGCCUCAGAAAGCAGUGAUCUACAAAAAGCUGCAGCCUUGUAUUGUUUGUAUGUUAGUCACCAUUUGGAAUUGCCUUUACCUGCUGCCUUCAUGGAUCCAUUCAUGGCCUUGCUUCUCUCAACCAAUCUGGAUGUACAAAAAACUCUCUCUUUUUCCUUAGUCAAUCUACUAAUCAAGAAUAAUGUGUGUAAAGAGCGAGUGUUGGAGAUGGGGAUGCUGAUGCCCAUACUGGAGAUCUUCCAGUCUGGGGACUCCGCUGCUCAGUGUCAUGCCUGUGCAUGUGUCGCCAUCUUGGCCUCUACAGAGUCUAACAGAGAGGCCGUUGUGUCAGAUGCUCUGAUACCGCUGUUGGCCUUGGCCAAGUCCUAUGAUCCUCAAGACCAACAAAAUGCAGCGUGGGCCCUGUUAAAUCUCACCCAAUCAGACUGUUCAACAAGAGUCUUGUGUGAAGUCGGAGCGAUUCCAGUCUUGGUGCUUCUGCUGCAGUCCUCCCAUCCUAAGGUCCAGUUUUACAGCUGCUCUGCUCUGUGCAACAUUGCUGCCCUGCAGGAGCAUCAUCACAAGUUGCUUAGCAUCGGGGAUCAUUUUCUGUUGAAGUCUCUGUUGACUCUUAUGUCCUCUUCUGUGCAAAAGAACUCAUCCCAAGCAUGCAGAUGCCUUCAAAUCCUCUCCAAAAGUGUUCAAAUCCAAGCAAAGCUUAUGGUGUUGGACUGGGCGCUGCCACUGAAAGCACUGCUGCUGAGCUCCUCCACAAUCGCGGGGCCGGAGUCGGCAAUGAAGCUGCUGUCUACGUUGUCUGCGCACCCAGCAAAUAACGAGGUCCUGGUGGUUGAGGGGAUGUUAGAGGUGACGGGGGAGCUGCUCCACCAUCACCGCCCCAGCUCUGAUGUCAUCACACAUGGCUGCAACACAAUCAGCAACUUGUGCGACUCCCGGUUGGGUCAGGAGGCUGUGCUGGAAAGUCGGUGUUUAUCGGGUCUUCUCCAGACUCUUGUAUCUUCCAUCACCUCAGAGGACACCUUGCUGUGUGUCACAUCGUGUCUAUGUCAUCUGAUGACAUCGGAUAAAUUUCAGUCUUAUUUGUCAACAAUAAUAACAUCGGAACAAGUUCUUCGCCUGGUGGAGUUGUCUGGAAAAAAUGGAAACCUCAAGCUUUCAUACAGCUCAGCUGCCAUCAUAAGCAAACUGGAAAUGGAUGGGCAAAUCAUCCAGUUACUGAGAAGUCACUUCACCGCUGUGUCAGAAUACCUGCUGAUGUUUCUCAAACACCAGGAAGUGACAUUCCAGCAGCUGGCCAUCACCACGUUAGGCAGCCUCAUGAAAGAUGGAGACUUUCUAGCCCUACUGGCUGGCUGUGAGCUGGAGAGACAGCUUUCCAGGGUGCAUGCGCAGACGGAGGAAACACGACGGCUGCUGCAAAUGAUAGCGCCUUUCUCCAUCUUCCCUGGAUCCGAGUCUAACACAGUACAGAUACUGAGAGAUCUGCGUACUGUGAACUGA
This is a messenger RNA of Lampris incognitus (smalleye Pacific opah), 1773 nucleotides long. RefSeq lists its product as uncharacterized. NCBI's taxonomy places the organism in Eukaryota, Metazoa, Chordata, Actinopteri, Lampriformes, Lampridae. Gene Ontology annotation, biological process: nucleus-vacuole junction assembly. Gene Ontology annotation, molecular function: protein-membrane adaptor activity; protein binding. The transcript is spliced from 13 exons. The coding region runs from base 1 to 1773 and encodes 590 amino acids. The record is from RefSeq and is a predicted model, not a curated record.